ACUUAAAAAAAUUAAAUCUAUUUUGAUAAAGUCAACAAAAUAUUAUUAUUCACAACUCAUCUCAACGUACAAGUGGAGAGGCUAGGGGUCGGAUGUGUGAAUAGAAGGAAUUUAUACCUUCUAAUAAUACGUUGACACCUCUGCAUUUAAAGAGAGAGAAAAAUAGAACUGUAUCCAUGUAAAUAAAGCCCAUACAAUCUCUCACCCUUGCCGUUCUCUCUCUCUCUCCCCUCUUUCCCUCUCGAUGACGAUGAAAGUCUGCUCUCUCUCUCCCCUCUCAAGCCAGCCGAAGCCCACUUUCUCUCACCCCUCAAUCUCUCUCAUUGCAAGCAAUUGCCCAUCACUUUCUCUCAGCCUUUAGUUUAGUGGUAUCCUAACCUCAAUAAGUUGCUAAGUGUCCCACCUAACAGAGCAUUCGAUACCUAACGACUAUCCAAGUUGCCAGGAUCCAACUCAACAUACAGAAAAAUAACCAGAGGCAAAGAAACCUAUCUGUCCACCCAGUCUAGCAGGACAACCUUGGCCAGCAUGUCUGUGAUACCCUUGGUGGUGAACCAAGCUCUUGUUAUUUCCAUUGUGACGUCACCAAAGAAGAUGAUGUUUGCCGUGCAGUUGACUUCAUUGUCAGUAAAUUUGGUACACUUGACAUCGUGGUCAAUAAUGCUGGUUUGUCAGGUUCAUCGUGUCUGUUCAUCGUGUCUCGAUAUCCGCAGUGCAUACAUAUCUGAAUUUGAGAAGUUAUUUGAUGUAAAUGUGAAGGGAGUCUUCCUUGGAAUGAAACAUGCAGCUCGGAUUAUGAUCCCAUUGAAGAAGGGCUCUAUAAUUUCUCUGCGCAGUGUUGCAAGUGCUUUAGGGGGGCUCGGUUCACAUGCCUACGCAGGGUCCAAGCAUGCUAUUUUAGGGCUCACCAAGAAUGUUGGGACUGAGCUUGGACUACAUGGGAUACGUGUCGACUGUGUUUCUCCUUAUGCUAUUCUAACAGGCUUGGCUUUAACUCACUUGUUGGAGGAGGAGAGAACUAAGGAUGCCAUGGCAGGUUUUCGUGAUUUUACUGGGAGGAAUGCUAACCUGCAGGGAGUAGAAUUGACCACUACUGAUGUGGCUAAUGAUGUGCUAUUCUUAGCAAGCGAUGAAGCAAGGUAUGUAAGCGGAGCUAAUCUCAAGGUUGAUGGGGGCUUCACAUGCUCAAAUCACUCACUUCGGGUGUGUAGAUGAAAUUACAUUCAAGAGGCUCAUGCCUUGCUUUGGUGUUAGUUGGAGUUGUGUUAACUAUGGUCCUUUUGGCGGGCAGGGCUCUUGAUUAGAAAGGGUGGGUAAGUUCUUGAUAGGAUGUCACUUUUUGUUUUAUCAUGUUUAUAAGUUGCAGCUGGAUCAAGUCUUCAUUGAUUAAACAACUCUUAUGCUAUUAACAAUCAUGAUAUAUUGAGUAGAAUUCCGAAAGAUAUAUAAGAUUGUUCUUUCUAAAUAUGUUGUUAACAACGGUUAUGUACAGAGAGGUGAUAAAAAAGUAAUUUUUGUUUUCAUUUUAAAUUUAGCUAAAACAGUAAAAGUGAAACAGUCAUGAUAUAUUAGGGUUUAUGAAUGUUUUUUUCAAAAUCUUUAAAACCUUUUGUCAGUCAUAUGGGCUUGGCUAAUAAUAAUUUCUGCUUAGUUACUCCCAAAAUCAGUAUCCCCAAUGAUGAAAUAAUGGAGUGGCUAGAACGCUUUAGGGAAUGCUGCAUAAAUGGAAGCCAUCUAUCUAAUCUCUCCAGUCAUGCUUAUUAAUCUGCUCAAUAAAAGUCAGUAUGAUUGAUAAACAUACCUUGUACAAAAGUGUAUAUUGCUUAGUAAUUUUCAGUGAAGAAGAUUACUUUUUAUUAUAUGUUGGUGCAAAGAAGUUUGUUGGUCAUUCCUGAUUUCUUGUGCUUCAAAGAAAGUGCAUAUUCCCAAUAAGAUUUUAAUUUAUCAAGAAGGAGAUCGCAUUAAGCGGUUUAAUGUCGUUCAAUAACCAUAUUAAAUGGUUGUAUGUCCAACAGUUAAGAAAGACAUUAUGAUUCUAUGUAAAUGUAUCUUUUACUGUUAAGUGUUGAAAAACAGUAAGGAGAGUUGAAGUAUCAGCAGCAUGAUUC
Juglans regia (Persian walnut) is the source of this 2108-nucleotide messenger RNA. RefSeq names its product xanthoxin dehydrogenase-like. Gene Ontology annotation, molecular function: xanthoxin dehydrogenase (NAD+) activity. Gene Ontology annotation, biological process: abscisic acid biosynthetic process. Gene Ontology annotation, cellular component: cytosol. The transcript is spliced from 2 exons. Bases 529 to 1215 code for a protein of 228 amino acids. NCBI's taxonomy places the organism in Eukaryota, Viridiplantae, Streptophyta, Magnoliopsida, Fagales, Juglandaceae. The record is from RefSeq and is a predicted model, not a curated record.